Messenger RNA from Acanthaster planci (crown-of-thorns starfish), 2982 nucleotides. It is a transcript of the gene ube2m, whose product is annotated as ubiquitin conjugating enzyme E2 M. The record is from RefSeq and is a predicted model, not a curated record. NCBI's taxonomy places the organism in Eukaryota, Metazoa, Echinodermata, Asteroidea, Valvatida, Acanthasteridae.
UGUAGGGACUGAGAACCAGUCUACUCAGCUCACGGAGGUCGCCAUGUUUAUUAGGUAUCAACGUAAUUGAAUGAAAUUCCUUACUGUCUCCGCCAAUCUCCGGAGAAAUCUACCGUUUCCAAGUAAUCAAGUGUUCUAAUAUUUUACCCCUCUGAAGUAUAAGAAACAAAGAUCCAUACAGAUGCACCAUGCUUAAGCUAUUUUCCUUGAAACAAGAGAAAAAAGACGGAGAAGCAGCCGGAAAGAAUGCGGGUGUCAAUCAAAAAAGAGCUUCAGCAGCACAGUUAAGAUUCACGAAAGAUAUCAACGAUCUCAAUCUUCCCAAAACCUGUCGGAUAGAAUACCCAGAUCCCGAUGACAUACUCAACUUUAAACUUGUAAUCACGCCAGAUGAGGGUUUCUACAAAAAUGGAAGAUUCUGUUUCAGCUUUAAGAUUGGGCCAGGCUACCCUCAUGAUGCACCCAAGGUGAAAUGUGAAACAAUGGUUUACCACCCAAACAUCGACCUUGAAGGAAAUGUCUGUUUAAAUAUACUAAGGGAAGACUGGAAACCUGUCCUGACAAUCAAUUCAAUCAUUUAUGGACUGCAAUUUCUUCUGUUGGAACCCAACCCAGACGAUCCUCUUAACAAAGAAGCCGCAGAUGUCCUCCAGAACAACAGAAGGUUGUUUGAGCAGAAUGUGAGGUCAUCGAUGCGGGGAGGUUAUGUCGGUAGCCAAUACUUUGAAAGAUGCCUUCAAGUAUGAUGGUAUCAAUCUAUCUGUCUACUUCCAUGUCUGUGUGUGUAUGUCUCUCUCCCAUUGAAUCAUUUAAUUCAGAUGCCACACCCACUUCUGCAUCAUGUGGUUGAUUCGCUGACAUUAUUUGCUAAUUUCUUCCACCAUAAACGCAUUUCAAGGAACACCCGAAAGCACUCCAAAGACAACAUCUCAGCUUUUUCUUUUGAGGUUUAUCUAAAGGGCAAGUUUCUUGGGGACCAGUUUGUGGCUGAUGGCGAAGUGUAGUUGUGGCUGUUAUUUGGGUGUGGCUGUGCAGUAGGCGGAGUUACUUUAUGGGUGUGGCCUCUGAAUCAUUUGUUAGCUCUGUGUUUAUGCUGCCCCAUCCUUAACCAAAAAGUCACCUAUUUAAAUGAUUGUUUUUCUGUUCCAUUGAUUGUAAUUAUGUAAAUGUUACACACGUGUGUUGAGGUUUUUUUUAACGUAACUGAGAUAACGUUGAGAAUUGUGGGCUGCAUGUAGAUACUUCAUAUGCCUGACAGGACUGGCUUGUAACGGAAUGUGUACAAAAUGUUUGGACAGAUAUCUAUUACCUCCAUCAAGCCUUCUUGCUUUAUGGCAUCUCAAUGGGCCUGAUUUCUUGAGAAUACUUAAUCUUGCUGUCUUCAUGCUUUUACUGCAGCUAUUUGGUUCUCUGCACAUGCGGACAAUGCUAAGUUGCCCAACAGCAAGGAGCGUUAUGGAGUUAGGUAUAACAUAAUUUUGGAAAGUCACAGCACAGUGAACUUUUACAUUGACAACUUGUCACAUGGAAUUGAUGUCUGGGUAAAUAUGUCGUACUCAAAACCUGGGCAUUGGUUUACACAAAACAUUUGGAAGAUUUGAAGUCUGCAGCAUACACCUGUGCUUAGCAUACUUGCUGGUGAUAAAAGAUAUCUGUUAGACUUGUCACUAGUCUAUUAUCAUCAUGAGUGUGCAGAAGGUUAUGAGUAAUGAUCCUGUUUGUAGAGAAAUAAAGGGAGCAGAGAUUUGCCACAAGUAUCGCUCUACAGGACCAGCCACCAGUUUAGGCCUUCCCUUUCUAAUAUCUCAGCCACUAUUUUGCCUACCAUAUAUUGCCAAGAUAUAUGGGUAACUGACAAAACAAAUCGUAGCAGAGUGUAUUGUGAUGUAUCAUUCAUACACCUGCUACCAAAAUUACAGAUAUAAAUGAACCUUUGUCGGGGCCAUUCUCGCUCCAAGACUGAACAUGUAAAAGUAUUGCCAGUGGUAGAAGUCUGGUCGUCCAUAUAAAUAGGACAUGGUUUAUAAACGAAAGCAACAUAUGGACCCUGAGCAGCAGAAUCUACUGGGCCAGAAAUAUAAAUCUGUCAGUAGCUGUUAACAUUAUUGACCGUUGAUAUUUCAAAAACAGAUCUACCAGUUAAAAUCACUUAAAAAUUAACUUACAUUUUAUUUGUUGGCAGUUAGGGUUGGGGAAGUUUGUUGAUUUCUUUUCAAGAACAUUUAUAAAUGUAAAACCAUACGCUGAUUUUCGUAGAGUGAUAUAAGAAAUAUCUCUGUACUGUUUUCCACACACUGUCCAUUAUUGAAUUAUUUGUGACAGUUGUUGACUUUUGUGACCCAUGGACUAGUCAGUGCUGUCAUUUAUUGAUAAAUGCUUGUUUAACAUGAAUAUUUUUUCAUGAAUAUUCAUAGUUGUGGAGAUACCGAGGACUGAAUUUUUUCAACUCAUAUUCUUUACUGCAUCUACCUAUAAACUUUUUAUACAGCGGGUUUAUCUAACGUGAGCAGCCAAGAUGUGUUGGUGGCAUCAAGUGUUUAUCAAUUUGACAGAAAUUCUGACAAUGGCCAAAAAAGUAAAUAAACUUUGCAGAUCCUAAAUUUCCAGUAAUGUUAAUGUUCUACUAGUUCAUCCCAUAAUGCAUUGUGUUCCUCCAUUUUUAUUUAUAUUGUCCCGACCAGCCAACUAGACUAACAGCGAAUAAAACUGCUUUGGUAUUGAAUUAGUCUUCAUGUUUAUACUGUAAUUGUUUUGUUUAACCCUCCUUUUUUGUUGUAACUGUCAAAAACAGUCAAAAUUCCUUCCACUUGAUUUCCCCCAUUACACAGACACGUACAUGGGAAAUUUGACUGGUUUGGACUGAUAAAACAACUGGUUCAACAAUGUGUCUUUGCAUAGGAGGGUUAUUGAAUAAAUGAAAAAGCCAGGUUUGUUAAUUUGAAAUAAAAUUCUAGCGUCAGCAGUAGGUAAGCUGAAUGGUGA